Messenger RNA from Prunus mume (Japanese apricot), 4435 nucleotides. The record is from RefSeq and is a predicted model, not a curated record. Lineage: Eukaryota; Viridiplantae; Streptophyta; Magnoliopsida; Rosales; Rosaceae.
AUGGCUCAGUUGGCAGGGGCAGAUGAAAUAGAGUCUUUCCGUAUAGAGCUGGCAGAGAUUGGGAGGAGUAUAAGAUCCUCAUUUCGAAGUCAUGCCUCAAGUUUUCGGAGCGCCACCACUGUCAAUGCUGGAGACAAUGAUGUUGGUGGUGAUGAAGAACAUGACUUACAAUGGGCCGCAGUUGAGAGACUGCCCACUUUUGAGAGGAUAACUUGGGCUCUGUUUGAUGAAUAUGAUGGCACGUCUACAAAAGGAGACGGUAAAGGGAUACGGGUGGUUGAUGUUACCAAGCUUGGAGCUCAAGAAAGACGUGUUUUCAUUGAGAAGCUUAUCAAACACAUUGAAAAUGACAAUCUUCAAUUGUUGCAGAAGAUUAGACGAAGAAUAGACAAAGUCGGUGUAAAGUUGCCUACUGUGGAAGUGAGAUAUAAGAAUCUUUGUGUGGAAGCAGAGUGCAAGGUAGUUCAUGGCAAGCCCCUACCCACUCUAUGGAAUACUCUAAAGAGUUUGGUUUUGGGCAUCACAGAACUGACUGGUUCAAAAACGCGUGAAGCCAAGAUAAGCAUCAUCAAAGAUGUCAGUGGUAUUAUUAAGCCGGGAAGGAUGACUUUAUUGCUUGGCCCUCCAGGUUGUGGAAAAACCACAUUACUGAUGGCACUCUCAGGGAAGCUAAGCCAUUCUCUCAAGGUUUCCGGCGAAAUAUGUUACAAUGGUUAUAGACUAGAAGAAUUUGUUCCUCAGAAAACCUCAGCUUAUGUAAGCCAAUAUGAUGUGCAUAUUCCAGAGAUCACUGCAAGGGAAACAAUUGAUUUCUCUGCAUGUUGUCAAGGUGUAGGAAGUCGAACCGAGAUUAUGGUGGAAGUCAGUAGAAGGGAAAAGCAGGCAGGAAUAGUUCCAGAUCCUGAUGUAGAUGCUUACAUGAAGGCCACAUCUGUUAAGGGACUAAAAAAUACACUUCAAACUGACUAUAUUCUUAAGAUACUUGGUCUGGAAAUAUGUGCUGACACGUUGGUAGGAGAUCCCAUAAGAAGAGGAAUAUCCGGUGGUCAAAAGAAACGGUUGACUACAGGGGAAAUGAUUGUUGGACCUGCAAAAGCUCUGUUCAUGGAUGAAAUAUCUAAUGGCUUAGAUAGUUCUACCACUUUCCAACUUGUGUCUUGUCUUCAGCAUUUUGUGCAUAUCACAGAUGCAACUGCAUUGAUUUCGCUUCUUCAGCCUGCACCAGAGACAUUUGAUCUCUUUGAUGAUGUCCUCUUAAUGGCAGAAGGGAAGAUUGUGUUUCACGGGCCAAGAACAGAAAUUCUGAAUUUUUUUGAGGAGUGUGGGUUUAAGUGCCCAGAAAGGAAAGGUGUUGCCGACUUCCUUCAGGAGGUUAUCUCUAGAAAAGAUCAAGCACAGUAUUGGGACUGUGCAGAACAACCUUACAGUUACAUUUCUGUUGAUCAGUUCAUUAAAAAAUUUGAGGAUGGACAUCUUGGCUGGCAGCUAAAUGAGGAGCUCUCAAAGCCAUUUGAUAAGUCUCAGAGCCACAAGGAUGCUCUAUCCUUUAGAACAUACUCAUUACCUAAAUGGGAACUGUUUAAAUCUUGCACAAGGAGGGAAUUUCUUCUGAUGAAAAGGAAUUCUUUUAUUUAUGUUUUCAAAUCAAUUCAGCUAGUCAUAAUUGCUUCAAUAACGAUGACAGUUUUCCUCCGAACUCAAAUGGCUAUUGACAUGGUCCACGCAAAUUAUUAUAUGGGUUCUUUAUUCUAUGCACUCCUCAUACUUCUUGUUGAUGGCUUCCCAGAAUUGUCAAUGACUGUCUCAAGAAUUGGGGUUUUCUACAAACAGAAAGAGUUGUGUUUUUAUCCUGCUUGGGCUUACGCAAUCCCAGCUGCCAUCCUAAAGGUUCCACUUUCAUUCUUGGAGGCUUUUGUUUGGACAGUUCUUACAUACUAUGUUAUUGGUUACAGCCCUGAGGUUGGAAGGUUCUUUCGCCAGUUCCUUCUACUCUUUGCUGUCCACUUAACAUCAAUAUCCAUGUUUCGGUUUAUUGCUUCAUUUUUCCAAACCGUGGGUGCUUCUAUGACAGCUGGUAGUUCAGCAAUAUUGUCUGUUUUAUUAUUUGGUGGCUUUGUUAUACCAAAAUCUUAUAUGCCAGCUUGGUUGAAGUGGGGAUUUUGGGUUUCUCCUUUGACCUAUGGGGAGAUAGGAAUGACAGUUAAUGAAUUCCAAGCACCCCGAUGGGAACAGGUCUAUGCAAACACAACUCUUGGGCGACAAGUACUGGAAAGCCGUGGAUUAAAUUUUGAAGGCUAUUUUUAUUGGAUAUCAGUUGGUGCAUUAUUGGGAUUCACAGUACUAUUCAAUGUUGGUUUCACCUUGGCUUUGACACUCUUUAAGUCUCCGGGAAGGCCCCCUGCUCUAAUUUCUUACGAAAAGUACUGUCAACUACAAGGAAAAAGAGACAGCAAAACUGAUAUAGCAACAGAGGGGAAAUCCAUUAGUGCACCUAAAACUUCUGCAGAACCCAAGAAGGGAAGAAUGGUUUUGCCAUUUGAGCCCCUAGCCGUAGCAUUUCAGGAUGUACAAUACUAUGUUGACACCCCUUUGGAAAUGAGAAAGCGGGGCUUCACAGAAAAAAGGCUCCAGCUUCUUUCUGAUAUUACAGGUUCUUUCAGGCCAGGUAUACUAACAGCAUUAAUGGGUGUCAGUGGGGCUGGGAAAACAACUCUCAUGGAUGUUCUCUGUGGAAGGAAAACUGGUGGUACCAUUGAAGGGGAAAUAAGAAUUGGUGGUUACCCAAAGGUGCAAGAUACAUUUGCUCGGAUAUCAGGUUAUUGUGAGCAAAGUGACAUACAUUCUCUACAUAUAACUGUGCAAGAAUCAGUAGUGUACUCUGCUUGGCUGCGGCUCCCUUCUCAGAUUGAUUCAAAUACUAAAGCUGAAUUUGUAAAUGAAGUCCUUGAAACUAUUGAGCUUGAUGGGAUUAAAGACUGCUUAGUGGGCAUGGCAGGGGUUAGCGGUUUAUCAACUGAGCAGCGCAAACGACUGACCAUAGCUGUGGAACUCGUUGCCAAUCCAUCUAUCAUGUUCAUGGAUGAACCAACUUCAGGUUUAGAUGCACGGGCAGCUGCUAUUGUUAUGAGAGCGGUGAAAAAUGUUUCUGCAACAGGAAGAACGGUUGUUUGUACCAUCCACCAACCAAGUAUUGACAUUUUUGAGGCAUUUGAUGAGUUGAUUCUCAUGAAAACUGGAGGACACAUAAUCUAUUGUGGCCCACUAGGGAAGAACUCAAGCAGGGUCAUUGAGUACUUUGAGAGUAUCCCCGGGUUGCCCUCAAUGAAAGACAAUUAUAACCCAGCAACAUGGAUGCUAGAAGUCACUUCAAAAUCUGCAGAAGCUGAGCUUGGUAUAGAUUUUUCACAAAUUUAUAAGGAAUCUGCCUUGAAUGAGAAGAACAAGGGGUUAGUCAAGCAAUUGAGUUCACCAUCUCCUGGCUCAAAGGUUUUGCAGUUUCCUACCCGUUUUCCUCAGAAUGGUUGGGGGCAGUUCAAAGCGUGCUUCUGGAAACAGAACUUGUCUUAUUGGAGAAGUCCUUCAUAUAAUCUGACACGGAUCAUUUUUAUGUCUUGCUCAUCUCUGCUGUUUGGAAUACUCUUCUGGAAUCAAGGAAAGAAAAUAGAUAGCCAGCAAGACAUCUUCAAUAUAUUUGGUUCGAUGUUCUGUGCAAUAAUCUUCUUUGGCAUAAACAACUGCUCAACAGUUCUACCAUUUGUUGCCACAGAGCGAACUGUUCUAUAUCGAGAAAAGUUUGCAGGAAUGUUCUCUUCAUGGGCCUACUCAUUUGCGCAGGUGCUGGUUGAGGUUCCCUACUCAUUCAUUCAAGCAGUUCUUUACGUGGUCAUCACAUACCCGAUGAUUGGUUACGACUGGUCUGCCUAUAAGAUAUUUUGGUCAUUCUAUGGCAUGUUCUGCACACUACUAAGCUUCAAUUACCUAGGAAUGCUACUGGUUUCCUUGACACCAAAUGUUCAGGUGGCGUCGAUUGUGGCAUCAUCUGCCUACACAAUGCUGAAUUUGUUUUCUGGGUUCGUCAUUCCAAGACCACAAAUCCCAAAGUGGUGGCUCUGGUUGUAUUAUUUAUGUCCUACAUCAUGGGCACUAAAUGGAAUGCUUACAGCGCAGUAUGGAGAUAUACAGAACAAGAUCCUGGCGUUCGGGGAGACUAAAACUGUUGCAGCCUUCUUAGAAGAUUACUUUGGGUUUCACUACAACCUUUUAGGCCUUGUUGCUGUUGUUCUUAUUCUCCUCCCCAUUGUGUUUGCUUCUCUUUUUGCAUACUUUAUUGGAAAAUUAAACUUCCAGAGGAGGUAAACGUUCAGAAUCUGUAUCUGGAUUUAAUAGAUACAUGUAUGAAGUAUGAUGUAUCUUCUCAAAAAGCUAAUUCCUUCAA